Messenger RNA from Argiope bruennichi, 3423 nucleotides. Its product is annotated as ankyrin repeat domain-containing protein 40-like. The coding region runs from base 215 to 994 and encodes 259 amino acids. NCBI's taxonomy places the organism in Eukaryota, Metazoa, Arthropoda, Arachnida, Araneae, Araneidae. The record is from RefSeq and is a predicted model, not a curated record. Gene Ontology annotation, molecular function: protein binding. The transcript is spliced from 6 exons.
AACAAAGCAGCCAAAUACAGUAAACCUACUGAAGAAACUAAUCGAUAUCUUUGUCCUCCAAUUGAAUUUUAGUAGGUCUGUACGCAAUAUAACCGUAACAAUUAUGUCUGCUACAAACCAAGGUAAACAAUUGGUUUCUGUUUACUUGUGUUUCGGAAGUUUUAAUUAAAACGUUACCUCUUAUAAAAUUUAUCUGUGUUUUCUGCUUAUUAAAAUGAAUCCUGAAAAACGAAACGAGGACUUUCUGAGAGAAGCAUCCGCACUGGGAGAUGAAGAUGGAGUAAGAAAACUUUUAGAAGCAGGUGUUGAUGUUAAUAGUCAGCAUUCUAUAAAUGGAUGGACUGCUUUGCAUUGGGCAGCAAAACGAGGUCACCCAUCUAUAGUCCGCUUAUUAUUGUCACAAGGUGCAGAUUCAUCUUUAACAUCAGUCUAUGGAGAAUCACCUCUUGCAGUAGCUAAAAAUGAAGAGAUACAUAAUAUCUUAUCCGGCAACUCAGAAUUACAAACUGAAUUCCAAACUAAACCUUCUCUAACUAUCACUCCUAAUUACUUGGCCAAUCCUGCUUUAGCACCAAAAAUUGACAAAAAGGAUAAGCGAAAUGCAGAGGUUUUAUACUCAAAUAAUUAUCCUGACAGUGAUUCAAAACGAAAGUUUGAAGAAGAAAUUGUUUUGAAAGUUCGAGUUGCAGAGUCUAUAGAUCUUGAUUUCAUUGAAAUUGAAGUGCCGUUAAAAGAUUUGACAUAUGAAAACGUAUGUAGAAUAUGCUGUGAAGAACUGGAAGUGCCAUCUAAAAGUGUAUUGAAGUUAAGAAAGCUUCCCAACACAAUAGUUCGAAAAGACAAGGAUGUUUUAAGGUUCCAGAAUUUUCAAGAAUUAGAAUUAGUUUUAAAACCUAAUGGAGCAACAAAGCAACAAACUUUAAAGACGCAUUUUAGUGAUACUUUUUACCAAGAAGCUCAUAAAUUACUGAGUUAUCGCAGUAUCUUCAAGUAAAAAAAUGAGACAGUCAUUUACUUCCAGGAAUAGAGCAAAGGCCAUAACAGUGAAUUUGAUAGCUUUUGCGUGGAAUUUCAAAAAAUAAACAGUCAUAAAAUAUUGAAAAAAAGAAAAAAAAGAAAAAGAACUUUGUUAAAUAGAAAUUAUCUUUUGGAAUGUAGAGAAUAAAUAAUUUGUAAAUGUUAUUCAAAGUCUUUUUUUUUAAUAGAAAAUUUUGUUAAAUGAGUACUCUAUUGUACAUCCAUUAUAAUAAUAAAUAAAGUGCAAAUUAAUUUGCUACUAUAUUACUUACUAUACUAAAUAACUUACAUUUUUGCUAUGUGCACAAUAAAAAAAAUUACUAGAGAAUUUUAUUCUAAAUGACAUGUAUCUACAUUCUAAAUUGUGGAAGAAAGCAGAAUAACUUUGAAAGCACAAUUUUAAAUAGCUGUGAAUAGAAGAGUGUACAAAUAAACCUUGGAUCUUUUUAUUGUGAAGCAUACCUGGGUAGCAGAUAGCAAUGAAUAAACUAUUUAAGUGUCUGAGAAAUAAUAUUUAAUGAGAAAUUAUUGAAAAAUACUUGUCUUAGUAAAAAAAAAAUUUCAGAUGGAAAUAUUUAAUAUAAAAUUUUAAAUGCACUUUUCUUAUGAAAACUUAAUCAAAUCUUGUACAAAUAUUAAAAACAGCUUUUAUUUGUAAUUAACAUUAUUUUGUCAAACUUCUUUGGUAUGGUAUGUUUGAAAGGACAAAUUUUCACAAAGAGCAAUAUCAGAGUUUGCAAUAAAUAUCUAGUUUCUUUCUUCAUUCUUUUUCUAAUAUCUGCUUUUGACUAGAAGUUGCCAGCCAUACGUAAAAUGUUCAUAGAUAAUAUCUGAUAGAACUGCAAACAUAUAUAAUCGGCAAUUUUAUAACUCAGAGAGAUAAAAGUUAAUUCUGAAAUAAUCUUGGAAGUUGAUCCACUUUAAAACUGGCAGCUCAAGUUACAAGUUAUCUUAGAUAUCAAAGUUUUAAUAUUUGUUAUUUUUUUUUUAAGAAUUAUUAUAAAAAAAGGAAAUGGACCAAAAUUGCAUGAUUGAUACAAGAAAAAGAACUUCACACUUGUGUAGUAUAUGUACAAAAUAUGUAUUUUUUAUAUAUUUUUUUUCUAAUCCUAAUCAUCUUCAAAAUACAUCUCUUACUAGAUUGUUAUAAUUAAUUUCUAAACUUUGUCCUAAAAUAUUACUAUUUUUAAUAACAAUAUAAAUUCCUUUCCUGAUUUUAAAAAUCAGUUCUAAAUUUUUCAGCCUUAACAUUAUAUAAAAAUUGAUAAUAAUUCAAAACUGAUAAGUAAUUAAUUUCUGUAAUUUCCUUUAGAUGAAAUUUCUUUCAUUGUUCGUAGUCUUGUUAAUGUAGAAGCCAAACUUUUAAUUAGGUAUUUCAGUUGUUUUGUUAAUUCCAUUAUUCUUAUUAGAUUAUUAAAAAAUGGCGUUUUUGUAUAAAAUCUCCUAAAAUUUUAAGAACAUUGAUUUUAUUUUGAACCAAAAAAAUUUAAUUGCAGUUUUAAAUAUGCUAAAUGUAACAAUAGGAUUAAAGUUAUAACUAAACUGCUACCAACUUCUAGUGUUUAUAUAGUAAUCGUAUAUCAUUUUAAAUCUAUUCCUACAAAGUUCUCAUAUGAAUAUUUUUUAUACUUAUAAUGUAGCCAUUAAAAUUAGCCAUGCAUACAAUUUGUGUAUACAUGGAAGUUGACUUGUAUAAUCCUAUUUUGUAAAGAAGCUAAUUUCAAACUAUUAAUAUAAAAAAUAUGUAAGCUGUUAAUAAGAAAAGCAAGUGCCUUUUUUGCUUUAUUUUAUUUCUUUAUUAUUAUUAUUUGUAAAAAAAUAUUAUUUAGAUAGCUUCACUUGGUUAAAGGCACUCAAAUUCUGAAUAAUAAUUAUGAUGGGUCUUAAAAUUAUUCUGGCUGGGCAUGCACUUAACUUUAUUAAUAUGGUCCUGAUCAAAGAGUUGACUUAAUUUACAAAAAGAGUAUAAUUUGAUUUAAAUGAUUAAAUAAAUUGACCGAAACUGGCACUUGGGUAGUCUGAAAAUGACUUCACAUUACAGCAUAUGAAUCUGUUUGAAGUUUAGUUCAAAAAUAAAUUCUUUUUAAGUAUAUACUAGAAGUUAGUUUUAUAUACAAAGUUAAAAAAUUAUGAUAGUAUUUAUCCAGUUGUUAAAUGUAGACUCUAUAAAGUCAUUUAAAAAGUUAGUUUUAUUGAAAAAUAUUUUACUUCUUUGAAUCUUAGAUUGUAUGAUUUCUGUUUAAAAAUUCAUUCAUAUAACAGUUCUACAUUUUGUAUUUGCUUGUGAUAUAUAUUGUGCAUUAUUUCAAAAUGUGAUAUUUUUGUAGAACAUUAGUGUACUGUGACGAUUAUAUUUUUCAAGGCACAUAAUGUAGAAAUAUUAAUAAAUAAAAAGCUUGAAAUUAU